Colletotrichum lupini is the source of this 1125-nucleotide messenger RNA. RefSeq lists its product as uncharacterized. Lineage: Eukaryota; Fungi; Ascomycota; Sordariomycetes; Glomerellales; Glomerellaceae. The transcript has a single exon. The record is from RefSeq and is a predicted model, not a curated record. Bases 1 to 1125 code for a protein of 374 amino acids.
AUGUCCCUCCCAGCAUUGGCUGCUUAUUUUUCCCAGUGCGACGCUACCGACGACCGAGACCGAUUGUACGGGCUGAGGGCCUUGUCUACUGAUGGGUUUCUGUUGGAAGUCAGCUAUGCACGCAGCGUCGAGGAAGUCUACUUGCAUUACACACAGGCUUUCAUUGACCAUCACAAGUCAUUGGAAAUCAUAUGCUUCGCCUCUGUGUACAGUAGUUCCUUCAGUAACGGCUAUUCAUCCAUGUCUUGGGUGCCCGACUGGCGGCUCGAGAUGCAUAGCUUGGUAACCCCUCUGAUGGCCAGCCAGGGUUCAAGGACUCACAUCGGAAACAUGAGACCUCCUCUGAGUUUGGAAUACAGCGGAGUUCCGGCCGUCUACUCUGCUUCUCGGGACAGAGAGGCUGAGUAUAGCUUUCACGAACGAACGCUCACUAAAAAAGGAACCUUGCUUGACACCAUCGAUGGGCUAGCUGGGUCCAGGAAGUUUCCCUUUAUCCAAAGCUCUCACCAAAACAACUUAAGGUCAUCAACAAAGAAUUCUGUAGGCUUCAGUAGGCCGAUCGAGAUACUUCGAAGAAUCUGUAAAACACUCGUCCUGGAUCGCAAGAACCGCUAUCUGCAAUACGCCAUGCCUGAUGAGGAUUUCUUCCACGACUUCAUACGACUUUGCAGCCUCCGUAUGGAAGAUUCACCAGACCUCAUAGCACAGGAGUUCCAGGAAUGGUUCGACUGGACCCGCCCUCUUCUUAUCUGCGGACACACUUUCGAGAGUAUCGUGCGCGAUACCCUCAACAAUGACCCUGAGUUCAUCAGCAUGGCAGGGCCCCCGCCUAAUCAGGCCGAGUUCAUUCACGAUUCAUUUUUUGGAAGGCUUGUAGAUACGAUUGGGAGAAUGUCUUCGCGUCUGAUGGUCAGUUGUGAUGGACAUGUCGGCCUUGUACCGCAAAGGGCGAUGAAAGGAGACUUUCUCUGCGUGCUGUUCGGGUGCAGUGUUCCUGUUGUGCUGCGGAGGUAUGACGACACAGAUAGUUUUGUUGUUAUAGGAGAGUGCUUCGUCGAUGGGUACAUGGAGGGAGCUGGUGCAGAGCCGGGCUUGGCGUCGGAGAGAACAUUCUUGUUGACUUAG